AACAAUGGGUUGUCCUUUCGUUCCCUCCCUAACGUCCUGACUGUUUGUCCUUCACAAUGUUAGUUGGCGAAGUUUCUAUGUUAAGAAAUUAUGGUUUCCACAUUCCAUUCUCCAUCUCCAAUUUCAUCUUCUUCACCCAAAACCUAAAAUUCCUCUCUCUCUCUCUCUCUCUCUCUCUCUCUCUCUCCCUUCUUCUUUUCUAUGAGAAUCCCACAAUGCUUGGCGGCGGAGGCUCAUUCAGAGGCGGCCAAGAUUUCUUCGGACGCAACAAUAGCAACAGCAUCUCACGUUCCAACAAGCUCAUCAAAUCCCCCUUCGACAACUCCAACAUCCCCCCUUUUCCCUCCUCCACCGCUACUGCCACCGCCGACCAACCCAUUUUCCGGCCUUCAAUGGACACCGACCCCGACCCCGAACAUUCCUUCUUCGAACCCGCUUCCACUUCCCCUUUCACCAAAUCACCAUGGUCCUCCCAUUUCAACUCCGAUGCCUUACCUUCCCCCGCUGACAACACUUCCUUCCUCCCCAAUAUCCUUAUGGGUUCUCUCGUCCGCGAAGAGGGUCACAUCUACUCUCUCGCCGCUUCUAGGGACCUUCUCUAUACCGGAUCCGACAGCAAGAACAUCCGUGUUUGGAAGAACCAUAAGGAAUUUUCCGGUUUUAAAUCCAAUAGCGGUUUGGUUAAAUCCAUUGUAAUCGGUGGGGGGAAGAUCUUCACCGGUCAUCAAGACGGUAAGGUUCGGGUCUGGAAAAUCUCGAGUCGUGACCCAAGUGUUCAUAAGCGAGUUGGGACUCUCCCCACUUUAGGCGAUUACAUCAAAUGCUCGAUGAGACCCAGUAAUUAUGUGGAAGGGAGACGACGGAGGAAUCUCUGGAUUAAACAUUUCGAUGCCAUUUCGUCACUGAGUUUAAGUGAGGAUCAAGCGUUUUUGUACUCUGCUUCAUGGGAUAAAACUUUUAAGGUCUGGAGAGUUUCCGAUUCAAAAUGCUUGGAGUCGAUUGAGGCUCAUGAAGAUGCUGUUAACACUCUGGUUUCAAGUAUCGAUGGAAUGGUUUACACUGGGUCAGCCGACGGUAGCGUUAAGGUAUGGCGGAGGGAGCUUCAAGGGAAGGGAACGAAACAUUUCUUCUCGCAAACUUUGGUCAAACAGGAAUGUGCGGUCACUGCUCUUGCUGUAAACGAUGACGCUACUUUCGUUUAUUGUGGUUCUUCCGAUGGAGUUGUUAAUUUUUGGGAGAGGGAGAAAUCAUUGUCCCACGGCGGCGUUUUAAGAGGUCAUAAGCUUGCAAUACUCUGUUUGGCUACCGCCGGUCAUUUGUUGUUGAGUGGCUCCGCAGAUAUGGGGAUUUGCGUUUGGCAGAGGAUAGCUUCGGAUCAUUUUUGUUUGUCGGUAUUGACAGGCCACACGGGGCCGGUGAAAUGCUUGGCCGUGGAGAAGGACAAUGAAGUCAGUGAAGGUGAACGACGAUGGAUUGUUUAUAGUGGGAGUUUGGAUAAGUCAGUGAAGAUGUGGAGAGUAUCGGAACAGCCCCCGUCGACCUUCCAAAGGUCACCGUCUUUCAUUCCGGAAUGCUCUCCGACCGCCGGCCUCUUGGUAAAUGCUCCCAGUUUCGUUAUUCGAGAACAGUAACAAAAAAACAAAAUGAAUCAAAACUUUUCUAUUAGUUCAUAAACUUUUAAAAUCAGUCUCCAAUUAAACCUCUAAAGUUUUUAAAAAAUGUUCAAUAGAUCCAUUUAUUAAAUUCUUUA
Cucumis sativus (cucumber) is the source of this 1750-nucleotide messenger RNA. RefSeq lists its product as hypothetical. The transcript has a single exon. The coding region runs from base 57 to 1631 and encodes 524 amino acids. Gene Ontology annotation, molecular function: protein binding. The record is from RefSeq and is a predicted model, not a curated record. Lineage: Eukaryota; Viridiplantae; Streptophyta; Magnoliopsida; Cucurbitales; Cucurbitaceae.